AUGGGGCUAAGAUUAUCAAAACAGGGGUUUAAGAAGCCUGAUACUCUGAGUAUAAGUGAUCUCCACCAUGGUCUGAUAAAUUAUUUAUCAAGAGGUUUUUGCAUACGUAACUUGGUGUCGAAACAAAGAAGGCGAAUGCUUGUUGGCGGAUAUGAUCUUGACAUGACUUAUAUAUCAGACAGAAUUUUAGCAAUGUCAUUUCCUGCAGAACACGUUCGAGCAGUGUUUCGUAACCCUUUGUGGCAGGUUAAGUCUGUAUUGGAUAUGAGACAUGCUGGACAUUAUAAGGUGUAUAACUUAUGUAUAGAGCAAGCUUAUGAUGCCUCACAUUUUCAUGGCCGUGUAGAGACGUAUCCGAUUGAUGACAACCAUGUCCCUCCUCUAGAAAUGGUCAAGGAUUUCUGUGAAGAUGUGCACUCAUGGCUCUCAAGUGAUACCAAUAAUAUUGCUGUUAUACACUGCAUGGCAGGAAAAGGCCGAACAGGGUUAAUGGUCUGUUCGUACCUAGUUUACACUGGCAUGUUAGCUGAGGACGCUCUGAGAGUGUAUGCAGAGAAACGAACAACUAACAAUGAAGGAGUAUCCAUUCCAAGCCAACGUAGGUAUGUCAGAUAUUGGGAGGAUGCACUUUCCUUUCCAAAGGGCGUUCCUCGUGGUCCUCCAACUGUCAAGUUGCCUAAGUCAUGCAAGAGAGAGCUGCGUCGUAUUAGAUUAUAUGACACUAUAAAUGUUGAGUCCAUUUUUUUCGUUCUAUCUGAGUUGCAAAGAUUUCCAGGGGAGAAAUAUAGUCCACCUGCAGAAGUAUCAAAGAGUAGCUGCAGACGAAUUAAGAACGGUAUUCAGAGAACUUAUAGCCCUCAAUAUUUUUAUUCGUUUGUUGAGGAAAAAGAAGAUAAGAUGACACAAGGAAAGAAGGAACCUCGUCUGGUAGUUCAAAUGGACACAGAAAGUUCCAUGCUCUAUCAGAAAACCUGUCUUGAUCACUUCUAUGACAAACCAGUGCAAAUCUGCGGAGAUGUGCGUAUCAUAUUCUAUGAAAAGCUCAUAGGAGGACGUCUUUUUUAUGCUUGCUUCAAUACAGCUUUUAUUCGGAAUGAUCUGCUGCAGUUUUCUAUAUGGGAGCUUGAUAAAGUUGGAAAAAAGGGCAGGUCCAUUACUGGUUCGUCAUUCUGCUUGGAGUUGUUCUUUGGUCCAGCGAAUGGCAAUUGUUUGCCAACGCCUCCUUUGCAUGAUGAUGAUCUUAGUGAUUGUUAA
This is a messenger RNA of Solanum dulcamara, 1254 nucleotides long. RefSeq names its product phosphatidylinositol 3,4,5-trisphosphate 3-phosphatase and protein-tyrosine-phosphatase PTEN1. The record is from RefSeq and is a predicted model, not a curated record. Gene Ontology annotation, molecular function: protein tyrosine phosphatase activity; phosphatidylinositol-3,4,5-trisphosphate 3-phosphatase activity. NCBI's taxonomy places the organism in Eukaryota, Viridiplantae, Streptophyta, Magnoliopsida, Solanales, Solanaceae. Gene Ontology annotation, biological process: phosphatidylinositol dephosphorylation. Bases 1 to 1254 code for a protein of 417 amino acids. The transcript has 7 exons. Gene Ontology annotation, cellular component: cytosol.